Effrenium voratum is the source of this 8370-nucleotide messenger RNA. The record is from the annotation of a GenBank genome assembly. Lineage: Eukaryota; Dinophyceae; Suessiales; Symbiodiniaceae.
CCAAAUUCCAGAACUACGAAGCCCGGCUUCGGCUUGUGCAUGGUGCGCCACAUGGCGGCCCGAGUUGUCGUGCUGCUUGCGGCGUGCUUUUACUUGCACGAGGCGGCCGGGCAGAACGUGCCGGCGCAGUCGGCCCUGGGUGUCCGCCUGGCAGAUGAAGAUCUGCAGAAGGGGGUGGUAUCCGGGAAAUUAUAUAUCCGCAAGCCCGUGGUGGAUUCCUCCAGCCCGAGCAUCGAUUACUUCGCUGUCUAUUGGGGCUCUGAUGCCAACACCAAAGCAGUGAACGAGCCACUGGUCGUUUCCUACCUCAACGAAACGGGUGGGAACCCUCCCACCUGCAGUGGUGCGUCUUGCGACAAGAUCGCCAUCAACCCCGAGGGCCAGGGCUGGCGCAUUUCGCGAGGGACAGACGGCUAUGAAAACAACGAGAUGGCGGAUAUCUAUUUGUCCAGUGCUGGCAGGAUCACAGUGACACAUUUUGAGGUGGAAUCUGGCUGGGAUUUCCUGACCAUCGACGGCACUGGCCAUUCCGGGAGCUAUGCAACUGGCAUGGCGCCCAUCCAGACGAGCACGGACGCAGCGAGCGUCAUUUCAUGGGCAACGGACGGCUCAGUAACGCGGAGUGGCUGGGAGCUCACGUUCAGUCCUGAGUCUGAAGCGAUACACGAAGUGGAUGUUGCGAGCAUUCCGACUCUGGAUGCCACGCACUUGCUUGUGUAUUCGGGCAACUCUCACGGAGAAAUGAUUGCACCAGCCUCCUCGCCCAUCUAUGACUUAUUUGUCAUUGAUCCGCCGUCCUCACUCACCUUUGCAGAUGGCUCCGAUGCCCCACACCACAUUUCUGGGAUGCUUCAGCUUGAUGCUCCUCAGAACGCUGAUGUGAUUCGCUAUGAGGUCUACUUUGGGAGCGGCGACAUGCGCCUGGGAGUCUGCACUGGACUCAUGGGCUUCCAGUUCCAACCAGGCCUGGGCCUGACAGAGGACUGCUCCGGCAACGGAUUCCACUUGCAAACUCUGGCGGCGGAGAAUGUCCCAGGGCCGCAGGGCCAUGCGCUGCUCUUUGAUGGCACAUACUUCGCGGCCGUGACAGUGCAAGAACUCUGGCAGGAGGAGCUGCUCCACUUCCAGAAUUGGUCAGCGGCUGCCUGGGUGAAUCCCGCAGUGCAGCCGGCCAGUGGGGUCCGAUUGGUGGGACGAUCCAGCGUGGAAGAUCCUUCCUCUGAUGAGUUUGGCAUCCACCUCAUGGGUGACUUCUUGCCACGCUGCACCACCUUCAGCAUGAUGGGAGGUGCGGCGAGCUGCACGGGAGGGGGAUCUCUGACUCGAAACGUUUGGACGCACGUGGCGUGCACCUUCGAGGCAUCGAUCGGCUUGAGGCUCUACAUCAACGGAUCUCUGGCCAAGACCUGCGGAGCCGGCUUCGCGGGGAACUGGAACGACGGCAGCUCGCACAACAUCACGCUCGGCAGCAAGCCUGAAGGUGCGCAAAACGUGUUCUUUGACGGAAUGCUGGAUGAAGUGGGCAUUUUCACCCACACACUGGCCCCAGCUGACGUUCACCAGCUGUAUUUGAACUCCCGCGUGGCCUCCUGGGCCUCCGGCAACAGCACCUCCGCCCAGCUGGACGUGCCGAUCCCCGCGGCGGCCACGACGCUGCAUGCCGUGGCCGUCGGAAGCUGGCUGGAGAGCGCGCCUUUGGUCAUCCCCCUUGUGGACAAGGUGACGCCGGUGAAUCUGCCUGUGGGGAUACGCUUUACCGAUUCGGAUCCAGCCCUCGGAAGCUACGGUGGGCAGGUCGCCGUUGAGCGGGCUCUCAACGAAUCGGAUAUCUCGCAGUACGUGGCAUACUGGGGCUCUUCCAGCAAUGCGAAGCUGGCGGAGGUUGCUUUGGGUCAGGCGGAUGCAACAGGGGCUUCGGAGGUAUUCAUUUCCGUGCCCUCCGCAACCCCUCCGGCGGGAGCCAGCUACCUGGUGGUGGUGUCGGCAAUGAACCGGGGGGCGAUGGCUGGAGAGAGUUCCUCCGCCGUUGGAGUUAUGCUACAAGAUUAUGCUCCGCCCAGCGUAUUCGCACAGGCAGUGACCUUUACAGAUACCGAUCCAAGUGCUGGACAGGUCUCAGGAGAGAUCCGAGUCACAGCAGCGAGCGAUGAGAGUGGCGUCGCCUCCUAUAACCUCUACUUCGCGCAUAAUCUGUCAACGCUUGAGCUGAUCCAGAAGCUUCCAGCCUCCGGAUCCUCGGAAAUGACACAUUCGCUGAGCAAUGUGCUUCUCCCAGUGGGGGCAUCUGCAAUCCUGGUCUUGCUGGAGGGCUCUCAAGGAGAAGCCCGAAGUGGAGUGGUCACCUCCGGCGCGUUGGACUUCACCAAUUUGGAUGCCCCCUUUGGCAUCGCUUUCGAGGAUCAGGAUCCUUCGGCCAGUUCCUUGGGAGGUACCAUCACGAUCCAGCGAGCCAUUCAGGAGGCGAACAUCCAAGCCUACGAGUUGUACUGGGCGCAGGGUGGCACUACCGAGCCUACUCGAUUGAGCCUUCUUCAGGAUUCUUAUGGUGAUGGAUGGAACGAUGCCUACUACUACAUCCGAACAGGCACCGGGGACCUGAUCGCCGAGGGCACGUUCACCAGUGGCUACUCUGAGACGCACACCAUUGACAAUGUGCCAGUCUCUGAAACGCUCACUCUGACCGUGUCUAGAGGCAACUGGCCAGCGGAGAUGUCAUGGACCCUGACAGCUGGCAGCACGGUCUUGAGUUCCAGCACAGACACAUUCCCUACGAACAUGCCUUUCAGCGUGUCUGGGGGCAGCCCAGUGGCUGAUGCGAGUGGCAUCGAGUUCUCUCCCGGUUUGCUCACGGUGUCGCUGGCACAUGGCACUUCGGCUCCUAGCGGCGCAGAUAACUUCUUGGUGCUGUGCAAGUUGGAUUCCGGGGCAGAGUCUGCGGCAGCCUGGGUGGCCAUUUCCGAUUUUGCGCCUCCCUCUACAUUUCCCGGCUCGAUUGCCUUUCAAGACACGGAUGAGGGAUUGAGAAGUAUUGCUGGACUAAUCACGCUUGGUAGGGCCGCAGAUGAGUCGAGCAUCUCUGAGUACAAAGUUUACUUUGGCAGCAGCCCCUCCCAAAAACUGCCCCCACCCAUCUUGCCGGGCCUGCAAUACAAGCUCUUCGUAUUCACCCAGGGCAGCAUGUUACCCUCACUUGAUGGGAGGCAGCCAACAUCAGAAGGCGUGCAUCUGAGCCUCGGCUUCAACCAGACAGAUUUCGGUUGGCCAGAUGCAUUUCAAGUUGGCUUCGCAGUCCGAUGGACCGGCUUCUUGCACAUUGCGCAAGAAGGCACCUACUACUUUCAGUCACUGUCCGAUGAUGGCUGCAAAGUGCUCAUCGCAGGGGAUCUGGUCAUUGAUGCGGAUGGACUUCUCGAUCAAGCAGCGUGGCGGUCUGGGUUGGUGACGCUUCAGAGUGGGACACACUCCCUUCAGGUGGAUUACUUCCUGGCCUCUGGAACGCAUGGUACUCUGAUGUUGCAGUACAUGGGUCCGGACACGCAAGGGCUUUGGGCCAGUGUCUCGAAUGUUUCAUAUGGAGUCAACGAGACAAAUUGGAUUGCGGCAAUCAGCACCUCUGCAUCCGAUCCGCUGGUCGUGAGCCUUCCCAGUACAGCGCUCCCGGGGAAUGCGUCGUACCUUCUCGCCUUUGGCUCUUCUGAGGGUGGAGAUAGCUUGGAAUCAGCUGCGCUGCUCCUCUCUGAUUAUGUCCUACCCAACAGUAUUGUCUCAAAUGUGACUUUUGCAGACAUGGACCCCGCGUCUGGCCGGUAUUCUGGGGUUGUGACUUUCCUUCGAGCUGACGAUGAAGAAAGGAUCACAGAGUACCUUCUGUACUGGGGGAGCAGUGCUUCAGAACCUGACUUCAGCUUUGGGUCUCUUGCUAGCCUUUCCGUGUCUGGCCCUUUCAACUGCACUCGAUCGAGCUCAUUGUUCGAAGGCAUUUCGAUGGUCGAUUCCAUGUGGUUCUAUGAAACAGCUUCGUCGUUGGAUGCAACGGAACUCUUGGCAUUCCGCACGCAGUGUGAGCAGCAUUGCCUCGGCCCUUUAUUGCCUGGAUGUACUGGCUUUGUGCUGCAGCUGUGGCUUGGUGCCCAAGCCAAUUGUCAGUUUUACACCAGCAACAUGCUGCUAGGUUGGUGGGGCUCCGGUAGUUCUGAUGGCAUAUCUGUAGCCUCUGACCUUUGCAUCGUGUCUGGCAAUGAAGCCAGACUCAGCAUGACCCUGCCUAGCUCCGAGGCCCCUUCAGGAGUGAGUCAUUUGGUGGUGGUCAGCUCAUAUGAAAACAACUCCAUGAGCGCAGGUGCAGGCAUCGCCCUGUCAGACUACUCAACAGUCACAGUGGUGCCUGCCAACAUUGCCUUCGAGGAUACGGAUCGAUCCUUCAACUCAGUGGGCGGAACGGUCACCAUUGGCGUUGCUGCGGAUGAGUCGGAAUUGAGCGGUUAUGCCGUUUACUGGGGCGAGAGCAAUACCUCCAAGUUGCCUGGCGGCAACAUCGGCUUGCACGCGGAGUUUUUUGCACUGCAAGACUGCCCAUGCUACUACUGUGCGGUGAACUUCUCAAGUCUUGGAGAGCCGUUCUUGACGCAGUCUGAGUCCAGCUCCCUCUACAGCACGUCACGCCCGGGUGGCAGCUUCUCAGCUUGGCCUGGCCUGAACAGGAGCGAGCUCUUUGCUGCCAAAUGGACGGGGUGGUUUACUCUCGACGCAGGUGGGAACUACCACAUCAAUGCCGCGGCGGACGAUGCUUGCAAGUUGUUCAUGGACGGUGAAGAGGUCCUGUCCAUCUCGGGCAGCUCUGGGGUGGGCCAGUCUUCAGUCACCGGAUUCAUCAGCGCAGGGCUUCACCACAUAGAGCUGCAGUACUAUCAGUGCAGAGGCGCCUCCGGCAUCUCGGUUUCUGCCUCAGGCCCAGAGACUGGCUUCAUGGACACGAGCCUUUGGGAGUUGACCAGGCACGGGCCCUAUGACAGGGAGGCCUUGCUGACGGUGUCCAAGACCGGGUCCGACGUGGAGGCCCUGGUGCCGAACACGGCCAUCCCCGCGGGGGCGACCCACCUCCUAGCCUUCGCCCGGGCGAGCAGCGGCUUCGAUGGCCUGGGCUCCGCCAGCGUGGCGCUGGUGGAUUUGGUGCAGCCCCAGGUGGCCGCGCAGGCCGUGAGGUUCAGCGACCUGGACCCUUCCUCGGGCAUGAUCCAGGGGAUCCUAAACAUCGUGCGAGCUCAGGAGGAGGAGCUUGUCAACUUCUACAAGGUCUAUUGGGGUUCCAGCGCCACUGACAUCCUGAACGUCAGCGACAGCGGCGCUAGACGCUUAUCGAGUGCACGACCUUCCUGCACAGGGCUUUCUUGCCCUGAUGUCCAGAUCUCAGGUAGUGGCAACGAGUGGACGGUGUCUCGUGGAACUUAUGGCAACGAUGAAAGUGCUGACAUCACUUUGGCCGGACCUGCUGAAAUCACUUUCCUGUCGCUCACCACGGAGACGUGUUGUGACAAGCUCCAUUUCCCAGACCAGGUCUUCAGUGGAUACACAGUGCCUCAGCCCAUAUCGCUCAGGGAUGGAAUGCAUGCCGUGCAGUGGCGCUCGGACUACUCGGUCACCUCAGGUGGCUGGAGCUUCUCAUACACCUACCUGGGGAGCGCAGAAGGCACCUCCCCAGGUUUGAUUGCCAUGAUCCCCAAGCCAGCGCACCUCCAUGACUUGCAAGUCCAAAUCGACCGCCAACAGCUCAUAGGUAGCCAUUUCAUUGUGAAGGUAGCUUACAACUCCACUGAAAGUGAUAGCUCCGUGGCAGUGGAAAUUCAAGAUCUGGCGCCAGAAGAGCUUAUUGUCGGCAAUCUAAGCUUCAGUGACACAAAUCUCUCUAUGGGGUACAUUGGAGGAAGCCUUGAAAUCGGAGAGGCUGGGUCGGGCAUCUCCGGGUAUCGUGUCUAUUGGGGUUCCAACAGCACCCACUUGAUUGCCCCUGGAGUAGCCGGGCUUGAGGGACAGUAUUUCUACUUGUCCUACAGCCCCGACAGCAUCCCGGGCAUGGACUCCUUGGUCCCAGAUCUGGUGAAGAUCGACCUGGAAGUGAACCAGGUGCAGACGCUUUCUGCAUGGCCAGGAUUGAGCGUUGAGGACCACUUCGCUGCUCGCUGGACCGGCUAUGUAAAGAUCGAAGCGCCUGGCACAUAUCGCUUCACGCUGAACUCUGAUGAUGGCAGCAGGCUAUUCAUCAAUGGAGCAUUGGUGGUAGAUAAUGAUGGAGUUCAUGGCAUGCAGUCUUUAACAGGAGAGAUUUCUUUAGUUGCAGGUUUCCACAGCCUGCAAAUCGAUUACUUUGAAGGCCAAGAUGAAUCCGGAAUGAUCUUGCUGUACAGUGGGCCAGACACGGCUGGUUCAAGGGUUGUGAUCCCUCAAAGUGCAUUGCGCCACGGAUCUCUCGGCAAUGCGCUGAUUGGGGAAGUCGCUGCAGCUUCAUCGGGUGCCACCGUCUUUGAUAUUCAGAGUCUAUCCUUGCCAGAAGAUGCCACACAUCUGAUAGUGCGAGCCUUCAAUGAUCAGGGUGAGAGCUUGACAGGCGCAGCUGUCGAGCUGAACGAUGCUUUCAGGCCCACAUCACCAGCUGGGGCUGUUCAGUUUGUGGAUGAAGACCCCACUCAGGGGUUGAUUGCCGGCACUAUUGUGGUGGAGGCAGCAGCAGAUCCCAGCACAGUGUCCCACUAUGUGCUUUAUUGGGGUAGCUCCUCCGAUGUCAAGCUGGAUCAGGUUCCACUGGCAGAAAUUGAGUCAACUGGUGGCUCGGGCAAUCAUGGGAGCUGCGGCUUGAAAGGGGAAGACACGACCCCUUUGCGCUUUUCCCGCAAUGGCGUGAACGGCCCGAAGAUUGUCAAUGGUCAGGAUGCCAGCCACUGUGAAUGGAGAUGGCAGGUGAGCCUUCGUUCGCUGUCAGGAUUUCACUUCUGUGGAGGUGCCCUGAUUUCGCCCAAGUGGGUCAUGUCAGCAGCGCACUGCGUUGAUGGAGCCAGCAGCUUUGUCAUUGUUGUUGGUGACUUUGAUAAGGACUCCUCAUCCGAUGAACACGAGCGGACACACAAUGUCCUGCGCGUCAUCUCACACGAGAGCUAUGACUCAUCGACCAUGUCUCAUGACUUUGCACUCAUCGAGCUCGAGCAAGAGGUAGAUAUGACUCAGUGUGUUGCAACAGCUUGCCUUCCAGAUGCUCAUGUUGAUGUCGGCCAGGACUGCUACAUCACUGGCUGGGGAACUCUGUCCUCUGGUGGCUCAUCGCCUUCUCGACUGCAGGAGGGUCUUGUCAUAGCUUUGAGCAACACUGAAUGCAAUGCCAGGUAUUCUGGCAGUAUUGAGGACAACAUGCUUUGUGCGCAAGGAACUGCUGCUGGGGGCAUUGUGGAUGCUUGCCAGGGUGACAGUGGUGGUCCCUUGGUAUGCCCACGAGCAGAUGGAAGGCAUGUACUGCAUGGAGCAACCUCAUGGGGAUAUGGUUGCGCUCAAGCCCAGUAUCCCGGUGUUUGGGCGCGCAUUGCUUCCAUCCUUCCAUGGAUCCAUGAUCACACCAGCUUGCAGUCUGGAAGAGAUUCUUCUGUAGGCAACCUGACCUACAAUCUGAGCUCUCAAUCCAUUCCGUCAUCUGCAACACAUUUGCUUGUGUAUACCGCCAUGCAUGGUGCAGAAAUGGAAUCCGGCAUUAGCAUCCCUCUUGUGGACUACGCACCUGUGGAUGUUGUGCCUUCCUCCAUCAACUUCACCGACGCGGAUGCCUCUCCUGGUGAGCUGGGUGGAGUGAUCCAUCUAGGCCGAGCAUCUGAUGAGACGCAAGUCACCGGCUACGCGGUCUACUGGGGCUCUUCCGAGACACAGACUCUGGAGCUGCUGGCUGAAAUAAGCAAAGGGUCUGGUACGUUGGAGAUCACAAUGCCAAGCAACACACAGCCGCCGGCUUUAGCCACCCACUUGCUGGGCUUUGCAGUCACCAUCUCAGGGACGGGCUUGAGCAGCGUUGCGGUUGAGAUCAUGGAUGCUGACCAUAGUUUGUCCCCGGGAGGCUUGAUGUUUACUGAUACGGACGAGACUGCAGGAAGAGUUGGCGGCAUGGUGACCAUCCAACGCGCUGCCAGCACCAGCGGAAUCUCGGCCUACAACCUGUACUUCAGCAGCGGGGAUUGCACGACGGUAGGCGGCCAGAUCGCAAGUGUGGCCGUGUCGCAAAGUGGCAGGGCGCCUCUCUGCACUGAGGGCACUACCUGUUCCGACAUCACCAUCACCCAAGAGACUUCGGAGCGCUACGUGAUUUCUCGCGGGAUGAGUGGCUGCCCAGCUGGUCAGUGA